This is a messenger RNA of Acyrthosiphon pisum (pea aphid), 618 nucleotides long. RefSeq lists its product as uncharacterized. The record is from RefSeq and is a predicted model, not a curated record. Gene Ontology annotation, biological process: telomere maintenance; DNA repair. Lineage: Eukaryota; Metazoa; Arthropoda; Insecta; Hemiptera; Aphididae. The transcript has a single exon. Gene Ontology annotation, molecular function: DNA helicase activity. The coding region runs from base 1 to 618 and encodes 205 amino acids.
AUGGAAAAUGUACGGAUCGCUGAUCAAGAUCCAAAUAUCGAAUUUUCGCCAGAAAUAUAUAACGAAGCGCUAAUAAAGAUUAAAGAUGUUUGCAUUCUGAUUUCAAAUAUAUCAAUAAUUUAUUAUGGUAUGCCCUCACCUAACCACCCAGCAACAGACAUCAUUAACAGCGAAAUUCAGCGUGAACCACAGUUUGAUACGGUCUCUUUAACUACUUUCGUUGAAAAUCACGAGCAACUACUCACUGAUGAAGAAGAAAAUGUAUACGAUCGAAUACAUUUGUCAAUUUCAUCAGAACAAGGUGGAUCCUUUUUUUUGGACGCACCAGGUGGCACUGGAAAAACGUUUCUCAUCUCACUAAUACUUGCGCGAAUUCGAUCACAAAAUCAUAUUGCGAUAGCAAUUGCUUCUUCAGGUAUUGCAGUCACCUUGCUUGAUGGCGGACGGACUGCACAUUCAGCAUUCAAGUUGCCGUUGAACAUUCACACAAAUCCAGAUGCAGUUUGCAACGUAAAAAAAAUUCCGGUAUGGCUAAAGUUUUGCAAAAAUGCAAAAUUAUUAUCUGGGAUGAAUGCACUAUGGCCCACAAGCAUUCACUUAAGGCUCUCGAUAGAAUGA